Osmia lignaria (orchard mason bee) is the source of this 2076-nucleotide messenger RNA. RefSeq names its product general transcription factor IIIC subunit l(2)37Cd (gene l(2)37Cd). NCBI's taxonomy places the organism in Eukaryota, Metazoa, Arthropoda, Insecta, Hymenoptera, Megachilidae. The record is from RefSeq and is a predicted model, not a curated record. Gene Ontology annotation, molecular function: RNA polymerase III type 1 promoter sequence-specific DNA binding; RNA polymerase III type 2 promoter sequence-specific DNA binding. Gene Ontology annotation, cellular component: transcription factor TFIIIC complex. Gene Ontology annotation, biological process: transcription initiation at RNA polymerase III promoter.
UUUGAAUUAACCUCAAAUAUAUGGCCAUAUAAAGAAUGUGUAACAUAUACAAAUAUGAAACAUUGAUGAAGUUUUAAUAAAUAUGAGUGCAUUAAGUGACACCAGUGAAGAGGUUUCUGAUACAAGAAGCCAGAAAGAUGAAGAUUUUAGAAUAAAUAACUAUGGUAAAGAAAGCGAUAGCGAUGAUUCUUGGUAUGACGUUUCGGAAGCAAAUAACGAUGAAAAUGCCGGUCAAAAUGAUGAAAUGGAUGAGCAACAACAGAGUGGAUCGGUGCUUCCUGGAGGUCAUAGAUUUGAUAGGAAACUUAUAUGCGUUAAAUACCCUGGGAAUGUCAUUAAUCCAGAGAAAGCUAUUGAGACUUUAGGCGGUAUCCAUAGUAUUUCGACGGCAGUAGAUACUUCAAAUCGGCGUUUAGAAUUGAGAUUUAGACCAGAUGAUGUCUAUUGUAAACCAACUUGUGGUGAUAGACAUAAUACUAAUGGAUUUCUGCUUAGAGUAUGCAUUAAAAAAGGUAAAAAUGCAAAAGAAACCGAAGGAAAACUAAACGACACAAGCAGUGUGAAUUUAAAUGACAAAAAUAGUGGCAAUGCAAGUGAUUUAAGCAAAAAAGCUCAGGAGGAACAACUUGUAACUGAAUUGAUUGAUCAAGUACAAAGCUGCUCUGUUGGUACUUCAGAUGAUACUCAUUCUCCUCAUAAGGAUUUAUCUUCUGAAGCUGAAGCUCAACCUAAGGAUUUACAAAAUGUAUUGCUAGACUCAAGUGAUGUAACUAUACCAAAAACAAAAGAGAACACUAUGCCGACAUUCGAUCGAAACAAGUAUCAAAAUCUUUCCGACGAUAAGGACUAUGAAUUGCCAGAAUUAACAGUAUUAGGAAAAGUUGAUACAGAAUUUCGAUUUACAAAUCUUUGUGACUUUCAGUAUCUACCAAUGGCUCCAUGCAAGGAUGACCCUAAAACAUUAAAAUGCAUAUAUGACCAAAUUUAUCCACACAAUAUACCUCAUUAUUCUUGGUUAAAAAAUGAUGUACUUUACUUCUUACCACCAGCUGCGUUUAGCAGAAUGGACACUGUACAACAGUAUGCACCAAAAACUGAAGUAAACUCGUAUCCAGAUAAUGUAAUAGGCAAGAGGAGAAAACGAAAAGCAGGAUUUUCAAAUUUUAUAUAUUUCUCGACGCCUGAGGUGCCUACUAAACCACCAGCAGGUAUAGAAACUGCAAUGAAAGUGAAGUUCGUUCGAAAUGCCGACUUCGAACGAAUGCGUGAAAUAUUUGAAGAGCGACCAAUUUGGUCGAAAAAUGCGCUGAUGUAUAAAACGAAAUUUUCUAAUGAUCGAUUAAAAAUUUUAUUACCCGCUGUGGCGUAUUACUUUGUAACUGGCCCGUGGAAAAUUAUGUGGGUGAAGUUGGGCUAUGAUCCAAGGAAAGACACUUCUGCAAGAAAAUACCAAACGUUAGACUAUAGAUUGAAAGCGAUGCACGGUUUAGGAUCAACUGUAAAAUGUAAAAGAAAUUAUGCUGAUUAUACAUUACCGUACAAAUCAACACCACCUGCGAAACAGAAGACAAUCGUGUCGAAUGCUGGUUUAAUUCUUGAACAGGCGGCUAAGAAAGAGCAAGAUUUAAAUGAAAAUGCGUACGUUUAUAGGAAAGGAACAAUACCGCCUUCGAGGCAAAUGUUUUAUCAGUAUUGCGACGUUCUGGUGGAUGAAAUACAAGAGAUGUUAGCAAAGUUACCAGACCCUGUACCUGGUGCAAGGUGCCAUGAGAAACGAGGGUGGUUACCAGGUGGUUUUGAUGUACAGUGUAGAGAAAUUAUUAAUAAACAAGUUCGAGCUGUUUUAAGAAAGCAAAUGAAUAUACCUGAAGAUCAUCCUACGUCUUUGCCUCGAAAGCGUGGAAUUAACAUGAAGCGUAAUAUACUUGAUAGUAGAGAAAGAAAAAGGAAAAGAGACUCGGUUACCAGUACUGCUGUUACGACAGAGGGAAACUCGUGAUUUAAGUUAAAUAGCAUUACUUUUUCUAUAUAAUUUAUCAAAUUUCACAAAUAAAUUUGACUUUCUUAGUACCUAAA